AUGGAACUUGAAAUUCUCACACCCGUAAAAAAGUUAUUCAGCGACACCGUUUAUGGUGUACAGCUGCCCGGUAUUGGCGGCAGCUUUGAAGUGCUGGACAAACACGCACCAUUGGUGAGUGCGCUGAAAGCCGUGUGUUUGGCUGCUGCGGUAGGUACCGAAGGUCAGACCGCUUUGGCUAACGCUUCACCGCCGAUGUCUCCGCCACGAAAUCAAUAA
Messenger RNA from Ostertagia ostertagi, 219 nucleotides. Lineage: Eukaryota; Metazoa; Nematoda; Chromadorea; Rhabditida; Trichostrongylidae. The record is from the annotation of a GenBank genome assembly.